Pecten maximus is the source of this 4772-nucleotide messenger RNA. Its product is annotated as FERM domain-containing protein 8-like. Gene Ontology annotation, biological process: negative regulation of canonical Wnt signaling pathway. The transcript is spliced from 11 exons. NCBI's taxonomy places the organism in Eukaryota, Metazoa, Mollusca, Bivalvia, Pectinida, Pectinidae. The record is from RefSeq and is a predicted model, not a curated record. Gene Ontology annotation, cellular component: cytoskeleton; plasma membrane. The coding region runs from base 63 to 1307 and encodes 414 amino acids.
GGCGUGGCAGGAGCGGAAUUUUGGUCCGUUCUGUUUUCCGUAUUAGAAGCUAUAUACACAAGAUGGCUGGCAUAGAGUACCCCACAGAAACAGGUGAGAGUGUGAGGGCACCUAUCUAUCAAACGGACCAUGACCAUGGCGACCUGGAAGGGGCUGACACUGUGGAGAUGGUGAUAUGGUUGAGGGACAAGACCGGGCUUCACUUGGAGCUCCAAGGAAAUGGUCACCAGGCCAAGGUUUCAGAGCUUUUCGAGAAGAUUCGGGAGGCACGGAAACUACCACAAUAUGCUAAUAAAAUUUUCUCAUUGUGGAUGAUGUCCCCAUUGUUAGAAUUUCGACUGAAAGAUGACCACCAACCAUUCGAGAUUGCCCAACUUUGGGACAGGUUUUGUAUGGAGUAUGCAGAUAGCACAAGAGAUUAUAUUGCCAGAGAUGAACCGGUUGUGAUGGUCCAGAGGAAUGUUUUUCUCUCACUGAAGGACGAGAAACUUUUCUGGAACACCGCUCCAGAGGAGGUGAUGGCUCUCCUGUACCAUGAGGCUCGGAACAAUAUCAUAAACGGUCGAUACCUGGUAUCUGAUUCAGAUUAUGACUUUCUGGCAGGUAUUCAGGCCCUGAUGGAAAAAGGACCAUUCAGUCGAAGUGUGGAGUCCUACAGGGAUGACAUUAAGAACUACUACCCCCAAUAUCUAUUCAAGAAUAAGAAAUUACGGGGACGGAAGCCUGUCACGGCUGAGCGACUAAAGGACGCUCAUCAGUUAGCAUUUAACGGUACGGGAGACAUGACCAAACAACAGCUGUACUGCCAUUAUCUCACCACCUGUGCCAAGUAUCCGUUCUAUGGAUGUGCUUUCUUUGAUGCCAUCCUUCAAAAGCCUACAGGGAGUAUCAGUAACAUGGUGAAUCGUUCACUGGCACGAGGAUUCCCAGAACGGGAUGUAACUGUGACCAUCAACACAGAAGGUCUUUGUGUAAUUGAUGAUCACGAAAAGGAGGUGUUACUUGUGGUGCCAUAUGAACAGCUGUCCUGGGAUCUCCCAGAUAAACAGGAACGUGGUAAGAUGCCCACUCUCUAUGUCCAGUUCCUGGUCAAGGAAGACAAAUCCACUCGUGUCCUACAGAUUUAUUCUAAACAGGCUACCUUUAUGGACGCCCUGGUAGACACGUGUGUAAAUAAGAAACACCAGGAAAAGUCCUACGACACGUCAGAAGAUAAAAAUGAAGGGUUCUGUAAUUGUUUACCCAACAAGCUUGACCGGAUGUGUCUGAAGAAGUACUCUCUGUCUGGUCAGUGUUUGGAUAAUUGAGUGGACUUGUGCUCACCACUUUGGAAGUGGAAGACUUUUUACCAUUAAUACUCCAGCUGAGCACAUGGUAGUGUAGAUGAACGUCUCUGCCAUUUGUCCAGAGGAAAGAUAAGGAACAAUGGCAGAGGUACGUUUAUUGGUGGAGGACGAACCAGCUCUGGAAAAGAUUGUUACAUUUUCAAAACUCACCUGAGAUACAUUAUUUUAGAGGUAAAGUGAACAUUUGGCCAAUAAAUGAGACUGCAGGCCUCUCACAAUACUCCGUGAGGGAAAUUCUCCUUAUCAGCGAGGAGAUAGAAGGGUGGCAUACAUGAGAGCAGUGCUGGUUUUUUGAUAACCAGCUGGUCCUAUAGUGACCUGGAGGAAAAGAAAAUGUCUUACAAAACAGAGAGCAUCAGACAUUGGCCAUGUUAUGUUUAUUUACUGUUACCAAUCAGAGGUAGUUAACACCUGUUGGUAACCUGUCAGUACUGUUAUAGGAUAAAAAAAACCUAAGCAGUUUCUGAGUGGAAAACAUUGAGUUCAAGCAGUAUUUAACAGCACUUUUGUCAGUUUCAUAAGGUUUGUGAUGUUUUGAUAGAAAUGUUAAACUACUUAUACUUUUAAUGUUGAUGAAUGCAUAAAUAGGGUUGUUAAAUUGUUAUUUUUGCAACACAGGGAAAGGUAAAAUAAUGUUGAUACAAAUUUUUAAGUUUUUUCAUAGUGGUAAUGAUUGAUUUCUGAUACCUAACAAAUGUCAGUAAUAUGUGUUCAUAAUAUUAUAAAUAAAUGUUAUGUAAAAAUGACUGUAGGCUUUACUUCAGACAUAUCUGUGCCAUUAUAUCGUUGCCACUAUAUUUUGUCAUUUAUAUAAAUCAUAUAUAUAUAUACAUAUCGCAAGGACAGAUUUCAAUUUCUUAUAUACAUGUAUAUAUAUUCAUGUAUGCAUAAUACCGGUCCACUGUGUAGAAUAUUUAUACAGAAUCAUGUUGUGACAUUAGAGAAUGCUGUAUUUUUGUUAUUGUUAUUUUGUGCGUUGUUAUGAGGCAGGUGGGGGUGGGGGGUGGACAGUUGAUGUUUGCUGGAUUAGGGGGAAAUUGACAUGAUUUUUGUUAAGCUAUCCAUUAGAUCGAGUAUCAUCAGUAAUGGACCUUACACAUACCUAUUUGUUACUACGACGUCGUAGUAUUAUCUAAAUAAAACAUAUGUUGUGUAUACCGCUACAUUGUAGUAUUAUCUGACUAAAACGUCGUAGUUUUAUCUACUAGUAAAUAAACAUAUCUAGUUCUACUAUGUUGUAGAGACUAUCUAUUAGGCCUACCACUUGAUAGGCUAGUAUUACACAUUGUCGAUAACCUACAUGUAUGGACUGUUGGUUACCGACGAUGAUUAUUAUGUUAUUAUGAUGUUAUCAGACAUACUAUACAUGUAAGUCUACUUACUAUAAGUGAUAUUUACUGAACUAUAACACAAUAAGUGUAUUGUAUUGACAUUUCAUUACUGUUUGUAGUGUGUUUUGUUUCUUAUGUGACAUUCCUUAAACACAUAUCAAUUUUACAUUGUUAUUUGAUUACUUCUCUGUAUCAAUCAGCUAUUCCUGUGUUAAGUUAUUUACUUUUAAAUCUCUGUCAUUCCUGUCUGGGCCUUGGUUUAUUAUGUGUAUGACGUUACAUCUCUGUCAUUCCUGUCUGGGCCUUGGUUUAUUAUGUGUAUGACGUUACAUCUCUGUCAUUCCUGUCUGGGCCUCGGUUUAUUAUGUGUAUGACGUUACAUCUCUGUCAUUCCUGUCUGGGCCUUGGUUUGUUAUGUGUAUGACGUUACAUCUCUGUCAUUCCUGUCUGGGCCUUGGUUUAUUAUGUGUAUGACGUUACAUCUCUGUCAUUCCUGUCUGGGCCUUGGUUUAUUAUGUGUAUGACGUUACAUCUCUGUCAUUCCUGUCUGAGCCUUGGUUUAUUAUGUGUAUGACGUUACAUCUCUGUCAUCCUGUCUUGGUCUUAGUUUAUUGUGUGUAUGACUUUACAUCUCUGUCAUUCCAGUCUGGGCCUUGGUUUAUUAUGUGUAUGACGUUACAUCUCUGUCAUUUCUGUCUGGGCCUUGGUUUAUUAUGUGUAUGACGUUACAUCUCUGUCAUUCCUGUCUGGGCCUUGGUUUAUUAUGUGUAUGACGUUACAUCUCUGUCAUUCCUGUCUGGGCCUUGGUUUAUUAUGUGUAUGACGUUACAUCUCUGUCAUUCCUGUCUGAGCCUUGGUUUAUUAUGUGUAUGACGUUACAUCUCUGUCAUCCUGUCUUGGUCUUAGUUUAUUGUGUGUAUGACUUUACAUCUCUGUCAUUCCAGUCUGGGCCUUGGUUUAUUAUGUGUAUGACGUUACAUCUCUGUCAUUUCUGUCUGAGUCUUGGUUUAUUAUGUGUAUGACGUUACAUCUCUGUCAUUCCUGUCUGAGUCUUGGUUUAUUAUGUGUAUGACGUUACAUCUCUGUCAUCCUGUCUUGGUCUUAGUUUAUUGUGUGUAUGACGUUACAUCUCUGUCAUUCCUGUCUGGGCCUGGUUUAUUGUGUGUAUGACGUUACAUCUCUGUCAUUCCUGUCUGGGCCUGGUUUAUUAUGUGUAUGACGUUACAUCUCUGUCAUUCCUGUCUGAGUCUUGGUUUAUUAUGUGUAUGACGUUACAUCUCUGUCAUCCUGUCUUGGUCUUAGUUUAUUGUGUGUAUGACGUUACAUCUCUGUCAUUCCUGUCUGGGCCUGGUUUAUUGUGUGUAUGACGUUACAUCUCUGUCAUUCCUGUCUGGGCCUGGUUUAUUAUGUGUAUGACGUUACAUCUCUGUCAUUCCUGUCUGGGCCUUGGUUUAUUAUGUGUAUGACGUUACAUCUCGGUCAUUCCUGUCUGGGCCUUGGUUUAUUGUGUGUAUGACGUUACAUCUCUGUCAUUCCUGUCUGGGCCGCGGUUUAUUAUGUGUAUGACGUUACAUCUCUGUCAUUCCUGUCUGGGCCUCGGUUUAUUGUGUGUAUGACGUUACAUCUCUGUCAUUCCUGUCUGGGCCUCGGUUUAUUGUGUGUAUGACGUUACAUCUCUGUCAUUCCUGUCUGGGCCUGGUUUAUUAUGUGUAUGACGUUACAUCUCUGUCAUUCCUGUCUGGGCCUUGGUUUAUUAUGUGUAUGACGUUACAUCUCUGUCAUUCCUGUCUGGGCCUUGGUUUAUUAUGUGUAUGACGUUACAUCUCUGUCAUUCCUGUCUGGGCCUUGGUUUAUUAUGUGUAUGACGUUACAUCUCUGUCAUUCCUGUCUGGGCCUUGGUUUAUUAUGUGUAUGACGUUACAUCUCUGUCAUUCCUGUCUGGGCCUUGGUUUAUUAUGUGUAUGACGUUACAUUUCUGUCAUGGUUACAGAAAAGUUUUUGGUGUUCUAGUAUAUUUUUACAAUGAAUAUUUAAUAUUGGGAGAAAUAUUGUUGUUACAUAUCAGAACUGAUUUUUACAUAUCAAGAUAAAGUAC